AUGCCUACGGCUCUCGCCACUUCCAACUCCGACUCAGGCCCAAGCAGCAUCAACCGUACUGCACUCAUUGCCGGCAUCACCACCACCGCUGUCAUCCUUGCUGCCCUCGCCCUCGCUGCCAUCUUCGUGUACAAACGCGCCCAGAAAUGGCGCAUCGGGUUCAUGGAGACCAUCAAGUGGAUCAGGCGGGAGGGCAAGGGUGCUGGAACCGUUGGCUUGCUGGAUGACGAGUUUGAGGAUACGACGAGGUACAGGGAUCAACCGGACACGCCAGCGUCGGCACCUCAAUCUGUCUCUCAUUCUUCUUUCCUGCUGUCCGAACCGUCGAUGUACUCCGAUACCUCGCCAGUCCGGGGUGAUUCGGGGAGCAUUUUCCACGAAGAGGUGUGGCCGCCUCCACGUGAGGCGAGUGGGCAUUCUCUCGAGCCGAGUAUCGAGGAGGAUCCAUUUAGAGCUAUCACUCCCUUGCCUCCACUGCCGCCUGGAGCUGCCCAGCCUAAGAGGCCGAGUCCGCUGAGGGGGGAGUAG
Guyanagaster necrorhizus is the source of this 528-nucleotide messenger RNA. RefSeq lists its product as uncharacterized. Bases 1 to 528 code for a protein of 175 amino acids. The record is from RefSeq and is a predicted model, not a curated record. The transcript has a single exon. Lineage: Eukaryota; Fungi; Basidiomycota; Agaricomycetes; Agaricales; Physalacriaceae.